Molecule: messenger RNA, 1939 nt
Organism: Corticium candelabrum
Lineage: Eukaryota; Metazoa; Porifera; Homoscleromorpha; Homosclerophorida; Plakinidae
Product: putative beta-glucuronidase
Exons: 17
Coding region: 42-1850 (602 amino acids)
Biological process (GO): carbohydrate metabolic process; glucuronoside catabolic process
Molecular function (GO): carbohydrate binding; beta-glucuronidase activity
Source: RefSeq, a predicted model, not a curated record
UUCUCUAGUCACUUUGUAACGCUACGUACCGAUUUCUCAAGAUGAAUCUCGGGCGGUUGUUGCUAUUUCUAUCCUCAUACAGUGCUUGUUCUUCUAUGAUGUGUGACCACUAUCCUUGCUACCCAUCCCGACGAGUUCAUCACCUUGACGGUACGUGGGAAUUCGUAUUUUUGAACAACAUCGAUGACGUGUCAAAGUUUGAUCCAUCAGCGGUUGUUUACAAUGACACUAUGGUCGUACCUGGUAGUUUUGAUGCACUACCAUUAUACUCAGGUGUCCGUGGCACUGCUGUGUAUAGAAGAAAGGUUGCUGUUACUGCCAAGUAUUUGUCAAGAAUAAAGUUUGAGGCUUGUAGUCUCUAUUGUGCUAUAUUCGUUGACGGAAAAAAGCUGGGAGACCAUGGAAAUGGUUACAGUCCAUUCUGGCUGGAUGUACCCGCAUCUGAAUCUCCAGAUAGAGAAAUUGUUGUCGUUGCUGAUAAUCGAUUUAACAGUAAACUAACUCCUCUUCAUUUGGAAAACUAUGAUUUCUAUCAAUACGGAGGUAUUGCCAGAAGUGUUUAUCUACAUGAAGUUGGAACGACAUCUAUCAGCAAUGUUGAUGUUAUAAUUCAUGACGCUAUGGAAGGAAAGGUGGACCUGAGAGUCAGAAUUCAUGGAUAUGACAGUGUAUCUCAAGCAACGUUUGCAGUUGCAUUUGAUGGCAAUCUGCAAGGUCAAACACACAACGUGGAAGUCUCAAAUGGAAUUGCUAUGAUCGUAGGACUUUCUGUACCAAAUCACAAACUUUGGUUUCCUCGAACACCAAACUUACAUUUUGCUGAAGUCACCGAACUAUCAGGACUUAACGAUUCAAUUAUGGUUAGAUUUGGAAUCAGGGAAGUCUCGGCAUGUAAAGACAGUCACACUGGCAGCAUGGCUGUUUGCAUCAAUGGGCAACCAACAAAGUUGUUGGGUUAUAGCAAACAUGAUAUGCACCCGGCGUUUGGCAUAUCAAUGCCUGAUCAACAGCUUUUCGAAGAUAUACAUAUGCUUAGACAGCUGGGUGGAAACUAUCUUAGGCUCGUUCACUAUCCUCACAAUCCCCAUCUUCUUGAUAUGUGUGAUGAAUUAGGAAUUCUAUUGUGGCAAGAGCUGUUAGGCUGGGGUCUUUCAGAAAGCAUCAUAAUAAAUCCAGCAAUUAAACAAGACUUGCUUCAUGACUUAGAUGAGAUGGUCAACAACACAUUCAAUCAUCCUUCUGUCAUUAUUUGGGCAUUUUUGAACGAAGGUGCUUCUGACCACUCAGAUUCUUGUGACACAUACAAGGCACUGUCUGAUCGCUACAAAAGUCUCCAGGUAAAUGGUCUUGUCUCGUGGGCUAGCAGUCGCACCACGCAUGACAAAUGCUAUGAUUCUGCAGACGUCAUAUCCUUUAACUCAUACCCAGGUUGGUACGGUGGUAGUCUCAAAGACGUUGUUCCUACUAUCCUUAGUGAGGCAGAUUUUGUUGCAAAACUAGGCAAACCUUUCAUAAAGUCUGAAAUUGGUGCAGGGGCUAUACCAGGGUGGCAAGAUCCAAUGAAUGGUGUCUGGACAGAAAACUACCAGUCUCAAGUGCUUGAAAGGAUCACUACAACUGUUGUCAACAACUCUACUAUAGCAGGUGUGUCCUUGUGGCAAUUUGCUGACACUCGCUCAAAGCCAGGAAUAAGUCGUCCUCGAACCUUCAACAACAAGGGAACUCUUGAUGAAUAUCGCAGACCAAAGCAGCCAUCGUUUCUCACAGUUCAAAAGGCCUACACAAGUUUCAACCACACAGAGAACACGUUAGGUACUCAAAAGGUUGGUAUAGUCAUCCACAGUUGGUAGGGAACUUACUGUAGCAAACGAAUUCUUGCUACUGUUGCUUGUUUGCUGUUUGUGUUGUUUUUGAAUUUUGUGAACGUUUGUUGAAAGCA